Molecule: messenger RNA, 604 nt
Organism: Staurois parvus
Lineage: Eukaryota; Metazoa; Chordata; Amphibia; Anura; Ranidae
Source: the annotation of a GenBank genome assembly
GCAUAUACACUAUAUUGCCAAAACUAUAGGGGAACCCCUCCACAUCAUUGGAUUCAGGUGUUCCAAUCACCUCUAUGGCCACAGGUGUAUAAAAUCAAGCACCUAGGCAUUCAGACUGCUUCUACAAACAUUUGUGAAAGAAUGGGUCACUCUCAGGAGCUCAGUGAAUUCAAACAUGGUACCGUGAUAGGGUGCCACCUGUGCAAUAAGUCAAUCCGUGAAAUUUCAUUGAUACUAAAUAUUCCACUGUAAACUGUUAGAGGUAUUAUAACAAAGUGGAAGCACCUGGGAGCAACAGCAAGUCAGCCACGAAGUGGCAGAGCAGGAUCAGCGCAUGCUGAAGCACACAGUGCGUAGAAGUCGGCAACUGUCUGCAGAGUCAAUAGCUAAAGACCUCCAAACUUCAUGUAGCAUUCAGAUUAACACAAAAAAACAGUGUGUAGAGAGUUUUUAAUGGAAUGGGUUUCCAUGACUGAUCAGCUGCAUCCAAGCCUUACAUCACCAAGUGCAAUGCAAAGCAUCGGAUGCAGUGGUGUAAAGUACGCCUCCACUGGACUUAAGAGAUCGGUACUUGCCUGACUGCAUUGUGCCAAGUGUAAAGUUU